Capsella rubella is the source of this 1924-nucleotide messenger RNA. RefSeq names its product 4-substituted benzoates-glutamate ligase GH3.12. Gene Ontology annotation, cellular component: cytoplasm. NCBI's taxonomy places the organism in Eukaryota, Viridiplantae, Streptophyta, Magnoliopsida, Brassicales, Brassicaceae. The record is from RefSeq and is a predicted model, not a curated record. The coding region runs from base 1 to 1746 and encodes 581 amino acids. Gene Ontology annotation, molecular function: acid-amino acid ligase activity. The transcript has 4 exons.
AUGGAUAUAAUCGUCGGUGAUCAUCUCACCAAAAAAAUUGAUAAACUGAAGGUUCUGGAGGAUUUAACAACAAAUGUAAAGCAGAUACAAGACGAUGUAUUGGAGGAGAUACUCACACUAAACUCAAGCACAAAAUAUCUCCAAAACUUCUUUCAUGGGAGAUUUGAUAAAGAGAUAUUCAAGAAGAACGUACCGGUGGUAACAUAUGAAGAUGUUAAGCCAUAUAUCGAACGUGUCGUGAAUGGAGAACCGUCGAAUGUCCUUUCGGCCCGGCCUAUCACCGGUUUCGUACUAAGUACGGGAACUUCAGGGGGAGCACAAAAAAUGAUGCCAUGGAAUGAGAAAUAUUUAGACAACUUGACCUUCAUGUAUGAUCUUCGGAUGCACGUUAUAAGCAAUAAUGUGGAAGGUUUGGAGAAAGGAAAGGCGAUGAUGUUUUACUUCACUAAACUCGAAACCGUCACACCUUCUGGCUUGCCUGCUCGGGUCGCAAGCAGUAGCUAUUUAAAGAGCAACUAUUUCAAGAACCGUCCAUCGAACUGGUACUACACGUACACCAGUCCUGAUGAAGUCACAUUAUGUCCAGACUACAAACAGAAUCUCUACUGCCAUUUGCUUUGUGGUCUGGUUCAAAGAAACGAGGUUACAAGAAUUGGUUCUAUCUUUGCUUCAGUCAUGGUUCGAGUAAUCAAGUUUCUUGAAGAUUCAUGGGAGGAGUUGUGUUCAAACAUCCGAUCGGGGCAGCUCAGCGAGUGGAUCACGGACAUCGGUUGUCGAGAUUCCGUGUCUAAAGUUCUUGGUGGGGCUCAGCCUGAAAUGGCAAACACCAUUGAAAAUAUUUGCAAGCAAAAGUGUUGGAAAGGUAUAAUCACAAGACUUUGGCCAAAGGCUAAAUAUAUUGAAACUAUUGUAACAGGUUCGAUGGCACAGUAUGUUCCCACCUUGAAUUAUUACACUAAUGAUAUGUUGCCUCUCAUUUCAACUAUCUAUGCUUCGUCGGAGACUCAAUUCGGGUUAAAUCUCAAUCCUAUGUGUAAGCCUGAAGAUGUAUCGUACACUUUCAUGCCCAAUGUGUCCUACUUCGAGUUCAUACCAGUUGAUGGAGAUAAGAAUGAUGUUGUUGACCUUGGAGAUGUGAAACUCGGAUGUUCUUAUGAAGCUGUGGUCACAAAUUUCUCAGGCUUAUAUAGAAUAAGAAUUGGAGAUAUUCUAGUUGUGACUGGUUUCCACAACAAAGCACCACAGUUUAAGUUUGUAAGAAGGGACAACGUGGUUUUAAGCAUUGACUUGGACAAGACUAACGAAGAGGAUCUGUUUAAGGCGGUUAAUCGCGCAAAACUCGCUCUAGACGACUCAUCAGAUCUCAUGCUAGUGGACUUCACUAGCUAUGCUGAUAUCUCCACUGUCCCGGGUCACUACGUUGUUUAUUGGGAAGUAAAAGACAAAAGCCAAGACAGGAAGAUCAAGAAGCAUAUGGAGCUCGAACAAGAGACAUUCUCCAAGUGUUGUUUACUAAUGGAGGAUUCAUUGGACAAUGUUUACAAGAUCUGUCGGUUUAAAGAAGAAUCAGUAGGACCAUUGGAGAUAAAGGUGGUGUGUCAUGGGACAUUUGACUCUCUUAUGGAUUUCUUCAUCUCACAAGGUGCUCCUAUUGGUCAAUACAAGACUCCAAGGUGCAUUAAAUCAGGAAAAGCCUUAGAGGUAUUAGAGAAAAGUGUGGUAGCCACAUUCUUUGGUACUGGAUAGACAAUGUUGCUUAUAGUUGCCAAUAAAUAUGCAUGUGCUCAUACGAGCUGCAUAUUAGUUUUUCUUAAUUGUUGGAUUUUCUUAAUCUGUUUUAAACGAUUAAGAAAAUCUCGCAUAGUUUUAUUAUCAUGGAGAUUAUCUAUGAUCCGUGCUAUAAGAGCAAAGAAAACAAAUGAAA